GUUUUAGUAAACUUAUUUUAAUGUGGACUCAGGAGAGGGAGAUGAUUGUCAAGAAUACUGAACUUAAAAGAUGAUCAAAAACUGUCAGUAAAUGAGGAGAAGAAUCUGUGAUCUGGUGGUUUAGGUUUCAGUGAAAACAGUGAAAGUGAAAGUAUGUGAGUUAAACAAACAGACUCCAUUUUGAGAAAAGAACAGAGCAGGGAGAGGAGAGGCCGAGGAGACAGGGUGAGUGUUUACUCUGUUUUUGUUUUAAUGUCAAACUCUUUAUCUGUAUCAUCCGUUAAUGAAAAAUGAUUUACUGACUAAAACACUUAAAACUGUAAAACAAAGAAACCUGAGCAGACAAAGAGCUGGAUCAGUUCUUCAUACAGGAAACUGUGUACGUGCAGUUCUUCCUCCUCUUUGUUUAGACUUGUCUUUUUAGUAAAAACAAAAAUGAGAAUAUUUUCAUUUAGAGGCUCAUUUCAAAUUUAAUCCAGUCCGUUUAGAUUUUUUAUGAGAGUUCAGGGACCUCACAGCUGUUUUUGUUUUGACCGUGAAUCAGAUAAGGAUCAGAGAGAGGCCCUGCAGGGUGGGGAGACAUCAGAAGUACAUGGACAUUAAACCUGUUUAACUCUUAAAGAGGGGGAUUAAGCUGUUUCAGACUCUACUUCCUUUCUGAUUCCUCUUUUAUUUCUGAACACUCUCUUCCUGUUUGUAUCUCACCUGUUUGUCUACUUUGUCCUCAGGUUGUAUAACUUGUUUUCAUCUUUCAUAAAUUUACAAAACAGAAGAUGGAGAAAAUGAGUGUUUGUGUCGAGGAAGAGGAGGGCAGAGCAAAGUCUGAUAUGUCUGACUGUCUGUCUAUGAAGAGUGACCAGUCUAAAGAUGAGCCUCUAUACUUCAGUAAAGAACCAGGACCAUCAGAGGAGGGCAGAGCAAAGUCUGUCAUGUCUGACUGUCUGUCUAUGAAGAGUGACCGGUCUAAAGAUGAGCCUCUAUACUUCAGUAAAGAACCAGGACCAUCAGAGGAGGGCAGAGCAAAGUCUGUCAUGUCCGACUGUCUGUCUAUGAAGAGUGACCGGUCUAAAGAUGAGCCUCUAUACUUCAGUAAAGAACCAGGACCCUCAGAUUCACAGUAAGAGAAACACUUUUCAACCACCAACAGUUGGUGUUUCAAAAAAAAAACCUCUAAAUCCUGACCCCAAAGGGCUGGUAAAGAAAAAGUCACUGAGCACAGAUUUACUUGUUAUUCCUCAUGUUUAUAAAAAUGAAGGUCGUAUAAAACAGCAUUAGAAAAGGAUCCUGACCUCUGUAUUUUCUGAUUUGGUUCCUGUGUUUGGGAUGUUUGGAGCCUGUAAGUCUUUGGACUGUGGGGGCGUGGUCCUUGGGAUCGUCCAGGCCCGGACGGUUAGGGGGCUCUGCACUAUGUGCGGGGUGCACCUGGGCUGUCUGGGUUGGGGGGUCUCGGGGGCGGUGCUCCCUGUAGGGGUGGGCUGUGGCUCCUCUCGGUGUGGACGGCUCCCAUAGGUGGUCUUUCCUUACCAGGAUCCUCAGUGCCUUGCCAUGUUUUUACUGACAGUUAGUGUGUGGGUGUGUGGAUACGUGUGUGCGUGUAUGUGUGUGUGGGGGGGGCUGCUGUGCAUGCCUGUAUGUGCUGCUGUGGGUGGAAAGGGACAGGUUUUAUGCCUAUUUAAUUGCCUUAUAUUUACUGUUGUUUGUUUUUUACCGUUGUUUGUUUUUACCUUUUUGUAAAGCACCUUGUGUUGCAGCUUAAAAGCAUGAAAGGUGCUAUAUGAAUAAAGUUUGAUUGAUUGAUUGGUUGGUGUAUAGACCCCAGAAAACAGUCUGUGGGUCACAAAAUACCAGAAGACCAAAGAAAAAAAAAAUCCUGAGAAAUAAAAACUCAUUCAGAGCAUCUGUCUGUUAUUAGACCUUUAGAUCUGAUUGGUCAAAAAAUGUUUUAAACUGUCUGAGAAAAUCUCCCUACCUUCAAAAAUCACAGUUUAGUUUUUUUCUCCUGUCUCCACACUUUGAGGCAGCAGCAGCUGAAUAUUUUAUGUUAGAGAAAAGAGUGAGGUCAGAAACUUGGGUUUAGUAAAUGUUUCUUAUUCUGUAUCUUUCAAACAUGAAAUGAUAAUUUUAAAGAAAAUAAAUGUUUAUUUCCACAGAGAGACACAGAGAUGUGACUCUGUGGAGGAGCAGCUGUCCAGCUGUUCUUUAUGUCAGGACGUCCUGAAGGAUCCAGUCUCUACCCGCUAUGGACACCAGUCUACUUCUUCAGGACAGACCUCCUGUCCCCAGUGUGGAAAAAGAACCAGAACAGUUCUUGACUUUCAGACAGACAGCCAGUCCAGCUCUGAUCGAAGUAAGUCUGAACAUCUGUCCUUUAAACCCUAAAUUACACAAUUUCUGCCUGGAUUAUUUUGCUGAUUUUAGCCAUUAAAUUGUCAGAAAAUGUCUUAUAAGUGAGUAUUGUUACCCAUUUUUCCAGAACACUUUGAACUUUCAAUGUCAUUUACAAAUUACUGCCUGUUAAAAGAGUGCUUUAAAGUUUAAGAUAAAGAAAAACACAAAAUGGAAUAAGAUUUUUUAGUUUUAGUGAGAAAAAAAAAUAUUCAUGAACAAAAUUUUUCAUUUGAAAUCUGAAAUUUGAAGAGUAAUUUGAAGAGCUGUCUCACAGUGUAGGAGCUGCAAGGUAAAGGUUUGUGGUUAUGCUCUUGAUUUGUUUUUGGUAUUUUGUUGUGAUUGGUGGCAGUGAUUUGUGGAAUCCGGGUCACGGGAAUAGGGGCGGUGUCACUCAGUUGAUUUAAGCACCUGGUCACCUGUGUUCACGAGGGAAGAGGUUUUGAGUGGGUCGCCGUAUUUUUUGUUGACCGCAUGCACACAUACUCUUUAAGUCCAGUGAUCGCUGUUUCUUCAGUUGGUAUCGUUUUGUUGAUUGUUUCUUUAGUAUUAAAGCACGUUUUUUCCUAAUUGAUUCCCGUCUCAGCGGAUCCAUUGACAAAGCGCGUCAGACAAUUAGACUAGGCCCGUAUCUCAUCCUCUAAGCGACAUCCUGGUCUCUGAGGUCGCUAUAUUUAGUCAACAAAAAAGGCAGAUUAUAAUCACUCACACGGCAACGGAUCGAGGUGCACUUCGGAGGAAAAUGAAAAGAACAAGCAUCGGAGAUGAAGCAUGAGGGUAAGCGCUGUUUGAUUGACAGCUCCGGACGCCACGCGGCAUUGUGAAUCUGCGGCAAGGUAAGCUUGUCUGCUCUCAGCCUUACUGAGGAAAGGAAUGCGGCUUGCAUAUGCUGAUUGUCAAUUUGGGAUGAUUGCCUGAUAUGACCUAUGGUUCUCCGGACUCAUGCUUUGAUAUUGUGAUGGCUCACGGUGCUGGAUGUCUCCAUGCUUUUAUUUUGAAAUCUCCGUUGUGUCUCCUCGAAGUUACUGGUGCUUUGCUGUUGUGGAAAAAUAAUGUCUAUCUGAUGGAGAAUGCCUCUUGAUUCAUGGACGCAGUUUCAAAUGCGCAAGGUUUGGGGAAAACAUGCACUGGAAAUUAAAGGAGGAAAAUGAGUCAAAUAAGCGCCGAUUUUGCAAAUGCUGAAAUGCAGUGUGGAAAAAGAGAAAUUAAACUCACCUUCAAAGCCAUGGCAAAUAAAAUUGAGAAGCUUCAGCAAGAACGCAAGAACAUUGUGCACAAAAUUAAAUGUCUCAUACCAGAAACGAAAACUCUCAUGAAAACAAAGGAAAAAGUCUCUACUGUGCUACUUCAUACUGACAAUUUAAAUGAAGUUUGUGAGAAUGCCACCACAUUGCACAACAUGCUGCUUCCCUUACUCCCAGAGGAUGAACAAACUAAACAAGAUGAAUGGUUCUCAAGCAUCAUGAGGUACAGCAAUACAUUUAAGGAGAAUGUGAAUAAAUGGAUGAGUGAAACAGUGGAAUCGAUCCACAAUGACAGUCCUGAUCAGUCUGGCCAAGCUGUAACAACUGGAGAGUGCAUUUCUGACAUUUAUCACUCUCAAACAGCAGUGCAGGCUGUGUCAGUAAUUAUGGCUGAUGAUCCACCGGAUGAAGUAAAACCAAGUGACAGUGUGUCUAAUGUGGGAAGAGGAGCCAAAUCACAAAGUUCUGUGUUUGGAGGAAAAUCAGCUGUUUCAACCACUUCUUCAGUUCGUCUCCAAGCUGAAGCUGACUUGGCAGCACUUAUGGCGAGACAAAAAAUAUUAAAGGACAAGCAUGAACUGGAACAACAGGAGGAACAACUACGGAAAAGGAAGGAACAGCUUAAAUUGGAUGAGGAAAUUGCAGCUCAAAUGGCUAAACUGGAUGUGUUGCGAUCCAGGAGCAUCUUAAGUGGGAGAGGUUCAAGAACAAAACACUCAGAUGGAAUGAAUUCAUACCUGGAAAAACAAAAAUUAACAUCACAACCUCUCAGAGCUGAUUCCAGGGCAUUUGUUCCGCUGAAGUCAACUGAACCAAAGGAAAACAAUAAAGCACCUCAGCCACAUUCUUACUCUCUUAAUGCACCCAGUCUACAGGCAGGUCAAAAUGCUAAUGAAAGUAUGCACGUUCAACAGCAAGAUGCCUUGGGUGCAAGAGCUGGAUCAGGAAAUGUGGAUCAAAAUAAUAUGCUGUCUAUUAUGGGAAGGCAAAAUGAAAUAACAUCACUCUUAAUACAACAACAAAGCCUCUCAUCCUUGCCUAGGAGGGAGAUCCCAAUUUUUGAUGGUGAUCCAUUAAAAUACCACACAUUUAGAAGGGCCUUUGAGAAUGGGGUUGAAGCGAACACGGAGAGCUGCAGUGACCGACUAUACUACUUGGAGCAGUAUACCAGUGGUCUUCCUAAACAACUAAUCAGAAGCUGUCAGCAUCUUGAUCCAGUGAGAGGAUAUGCUAAAGCUAAAGUUUUGUUAUCUGAGCAUUUUGGUAAUGAGCAGAAGGUUGCAGCGGCAUACAUGGAAAAGGCUCUUUCAUGGCCCUCCAUCAAAACAGAAGAUGUUAAAGCUCUUCAGGAUUACAGCCUUUUCCUUAGAGGCUGUUCUAAUGCCAUGGAAGAGGUGCAGUAUUUGCAUGACUUCGAUAUGCCUGCUAACAUGCUAACCAUUAUAAAGAAGUUGCCUUAUAAGUACAGGGACAAAUGGAGAUCUGAGGCCUGUGAGCUGCAAGAGAGGCGUGGAUACAGAGCUACAUUCAAAGACAUUACAAAUUUCAUUGAGAGACAAGUGAGAAUUCUGACAGACCCAGUGUUCGGAAAUAUUCAGGAUGCCCCCUCAGUUACCAUACCUAGAGGUGUACAUAAACUUGCCACACAGCCUCGUUCGGGUACGAAAGGGACCAGCUUCGCCACCACUGUGGCCCCUGUGGCCCCUGUGGAAAAGAGAAAUCAGCCUGGAGUCAGUGGUCAGGAAUUUGUGCAAUCAGCAAAGAAGACAUGUUUUUGCUGUGGAGGAGGACACACAUUGGAUCUGUGUCCAAAGUUGGAGAAGAGGACACACAAAGAGAAGAUAGGCUUCUUAAGAGAUAAAGGUGUCUGUUUUGGCUGUCUGUGUAUUGGACACAUCAGUAAAGAUUGCAGAAAACGGAUUUCUUGUGGAAAAUGUGGCCUCAAACAUCCUACUGUACUGCACAUUCCUGCAAAAGAAAAGGUGAAGGAUUCUGAUCAUGCUGAGAGGAAAGCAGAGAUGAUGGUGGACAGCACUCUGGUGUCGAGUGGUCUUACUGGGGCUGGUGAUCAUGAUUGCAAACUUCCCAUAGUCCCCGUUCAGGUCAAAUCACAGAAGGGCACCACAAUACUUACCACAUACGCUUUCUUGGAUCCGGGAAGUACAGCAGUAUUUUGUACUGACAGUUUAGUGCACAAGCUGGGCCUCACAGGGAGGAAAGUGCACAUUCUUUUGCGGACCAUGGGCCAAGAGAAGGUUGUGAGCAGCCAUAUCGUGUCAGGACUGGAAGUGGCUGGCUUGGAUCAGGAGGAUUUUUGUGAACUGCCAGGUACUUAUACACAGGAGUCCAUGCCUGUCCACAAAGGUAACAUUCCCAAACAGUGUGAUCUUGAGGAUUGGCCUCAUUUGAAACAUGUAUACCUGCCUGAUAUAGAUGCAGGGAUUGAGCUGCUGAUAGGGACAAAUGUUCCCCAGGCCCUGGAACCUUUGCAAGUCAUUCGCAGUGCUAAUGGCGGCCCCUAUGCAAUAAAGACAAUGCUGGGCUGGACUGUGAAUGGACCACUGAAAGGAGACAGUGGGAGUACAUUGAGUUGUGAGCAGCAACAUGUAACAGUAAACAGAGUGUCUGUUGUGAAUUUGGACGGACUCUGGCAGCAGCAGUUUGCAGCAGAUUUUCCUGAGAGCAAUAUGGAUGAGCAACCUGCAAUGUCAAGAGAGGAUCAUAAGUUCAUGGAACUUGUCACAAACUCUGCGAAGCAAAUGGAUGGUCACUACCAGAUCAACUUACCUUUGAGGAAGCCAGAACUUAGCAUGCCAAAUAACAGAAGUAUUGUUGUACAGCGUGCUUUGCACCUAAAGAAAAGGCUUCAGAGGGACUUACCGUUUCAUGCAGACUAUAAUGCCUUCAUGAACGAGCUUGUUGCCAAAGGUUAUGCAGAAAAGGUGCCUGAACGUGAGAUAGAUCGUGGAGAUGGCAAAGUCUGGUAUAUUCCACACCAUGGUGUUUACCAUCGUACGAAAGGGAAAAUCAGAGUUGUCUUUGACUGUGGGGCUAGUUUCCAGGGAACAUCUCUCAAUGCUGAGCUGCUACAAGGACCUGAUCUGACCAGUUCACUGAUUGGAGUGGUGACUAGAUUCAGAAAGGAACCGGUGGUGAUCAUGGCAGAUGUGGAAGCCAUGUUUCACCAAGUGAAGGUACCUGCUGGAGAUGCUGAUCUGUUGAGAUUCUUAUGGUGGCCAGAUGGGGAUCUGAAUCAACCCCUUACUGACUUCAGGAUGAAGGUGCAUCUCUUUGGAGCAACCUCAUCACCUAGCUGUGCCAAUUUUGCCCUCAGGAAGUGUGCAGAGGACCAUAAAGAACAGUUUAGCCAGGAAGUUGUAGAAAAGGUCUUACAUUGCUUCCACGUGGAUGACUGUUUGGUGUCUGUACCUACCGAAGAGGAGGCAGUAGCUCUCUAUCAUGACCUUGUCUCAAUCUGUGCCAAGGGUGGGUUCCAUCUCAAUAAAUGGACAAGCAACAGGCGUGAAGUCCUAGCUGUGAUGCCUGAAACACAAAGAGCAAAGGUCAUGAAAGAGUUGGACAUGGACUUGGAUCGGCUACCUGUGGAAAGAGUACUUGGUGUGGAAUGGUGUAUUCGCUCUGAUACCUUUAAGUUUAAGAUUGUCAUCAAAGACAGACCACUUACCAGAAGAGGGAUUCUCUCCACUGUUAGUUCCAUCUAUGAUCCUCUAGGGAUACUUAGUCCAGUCAUCUUGUCUGCAAAGAAAAUCCUAGGAGAUCUGUGCAGGAGAUCACUUGGAUGGGAUGACAUCAUUAUGGAGUCAGUUGCUGAAAAGUGGAUAACCUGGUUGCAGGAACUCCGUCUUCUGGAGAACUUUAGUCUCAUGAGGUGUCUGAAACCCCAGAACUUUGGAGCCACAACUAAGACACAGUUGCACCAUUUCUGUGAUGCAAGUGAGGAUGGUUACGGAGUAGUUACUUACCUGCUGUCCCAUGGUUCACACUCACAAGUACACAGUGCCUUCAUUGGGGGAAAAGCAAGGGUUGCUCCACUGAAGUCUGUUACUAUACCCCGAAUGGAGCUCAUUGCCGCAACAAUGGCAAGUCGCAUGGAUGUCCUGUGGAGGAAAGAGCUGCACAUGAACCUUCAGGAGUCUGUGUUCUGGACCGAUAGCGAGUCUGUGCUCAAGUACAUCAGUAAUGAGACUUCAAGGUUUAAAGUCUUUGUUGCCAACCGAGUCUCAGAAAUACUCAAGGUGUCAGAGCCUUCUCAAUGGAGAUAUGUGGACACUGCAAGUAAUCCAGCCGAUAUUGCCUCUAGAGGUUUGAAGGUGGAUGCAUUUCUCAAGAAUGAAAUUUGGGUGUCAGGUCCACAGUUUCUUAUUCAGCUUGAGACUGAGUGGCCAAGUAAAUUUGGGAAUGUUAUCCAGCUUCCACCAGAUGACCCUGAGGUCAAAAGAGCUGCUGUGGUGAAUGCUGCUCAGGUUGGAGAAGAGGCUGACACUGUGAGUCGCAUGAUCCGCUGCUUCUCAUCUUGGAUUGCUCUGAGAAAAUCUGUGGCUUGGAUAUUGAGGUACAGGAACUGGCUUUUGUCAUGUUAUCAGAAAAGGAGACAGUUGAUCACAGAUUUGGCUAAAUCUGACUUGAAUGCAAAAUCACAAAGACGUUCAUUGGAGGAGGCGAUGGACACUUUCAAAAGGGAAUCAAUGGGCAGUCAUCUGUCAGUGGAGGAACUUGAAAAAGCUGAACUGGAAAUUGUCAAGUUCUGUCAAAGGAAGACGUUUCCAGAGGAGUUGUCCAGACUCCAAAAUGGGCAGUGUGUGAAGGGCAGAAGUCCUAUUCACAGACUCUGCCCACAGCUACAAGAUGGUGUUCUGAGAGUUGGUGGUCGGUUGAGCAAGUCAUCUAUGCCUGUGGAGGCUCAACAUCCCGUUAUAUUAUCAAAGGAAUUCCACAUCUCAGACCUUCUUCUUAGGCACAUCCAUCAGGAAGUGGGACAUGGUGGACGUAACCACAUGUUAUCCAAAUUGCAGGAGAAGUACUGGAUCACUGGAGUCAGUACAGUCAUGAGGAGAGUUUUAUCAAAGUGUGUCACCUGUCGGAGGCUGAAUGCUCAGCCAGUGUCUCAGCAGAUGGCGGACUUGCCACACGAAAGAGUUACUCCGGAUGAACCACCAUUUACACAUGUUGGCGUGGACUAUUUUGGACCAUUUGAAGUUAAAAGCAGAAGAAGUGUGGUCAAGAGGUAUGGUGUCAUCUUUACAUGCUUGGCCAUUCGAGCAAUUCACAUUGAAGUGGCUCCUUCACUGGACACCGACUCAUUCAUUAAUGCUCUUAGACGCUUCAUAGCAAGACGUGGUCAAGUCCUGGAACUGCGGUCUGAUAAUGGCACGAAUUUUGUGGGGGCGGAGCGUGAGCUGAGGGUGGCGAUUGAACAGUGGAAUCAGUCACAAAUCCAUGUUAUGCUUCUCCAGAGGGGAAUCAAGUGGACAUUUAACCCCCCAGCUGGCUCGCAUCAUGGAGGAUCUUGGGAGAGGUUAAUUCGUUCUGUGAGGAAGGUCCUCAACUCCACCUUGAAUGUGCAGAACCUGGAUGAAGAAGGUCUUCACACAGUUCUUUGUGAGGUGGAGGCCAUAAUUAACAGUCGGCCAAUCACAAAGGCAUCAAGGGAUCCGAAUGAUCUGGAGGCACUGACACCAAACCAUCUCCUAUUGUUGAAAACCUCACCAUCCCUACCUCCAACAAACUGUCAAGAAGUUGAUGUUUAUGCUCGUAGGCGAUGGAAGCAAGUACAAUACAUGUCAGACUUGUUCUGGAAAAGGUGGGUGAAGGAAUACUUGCCUCAGCUGCAGGAGCGUCAGAGGUGGACAGGAGUGAAGCGCAACCUCAUCCCUGGAGACAUAGUGCUCAUUGUGGACAACACAGCUCCUCGAAACUCCUGGCGCAUGGGGAGAGUUCUACAGACUUUUCCAGACCGGAAGGGAUUUGUGCGUCAGGUGCGUGUCAAGACGAAGAGCAGCUGCCUGGACCGGCCUAUUACGAAGAUCUGUCUGCUACAGGAGGCUGAAACUGGAUAAGGAGUACCUGCUGCAUACUGUGACAUUCUGACAUGACUUUGACAAACCCAAUAGGGCUAUAAACAUUCUUUUUGACCGAGCCUGAGUGUUGAUACCUCUGGCGUUGACUAGCUAACAACAAAUGUGCAUUAUGCAUGGACUUUUAGUAUCAAUUUUGUAUUUGUCUCAUAUAGUUGAAAAACAUAAGUAAUUAUUAUGGUUGAUAACCUAAUAAUUAGGGGCUGGUAUGUAGGAGCCGCAAGGUAAAGGUUUGUGGUUAUGCUCUUGAUUUGUUUUUGGUAUUUUGUUGUGAUUGGUGGCAGUGAUUUGUGGAAUCCGGGUCACGGGAAUAGGGGCGGUGUCACUCAGUUGAUUUAAGCACCUGGUCACCUGUGUUCACGAGGGAAGAGGUUUUGAGUGGGUCGCCAUAUUUUUUGUUGACCGCAUGCACACAUACUCUUUAAGUCCAGUGAUCGCUGUUUCUUCAGUUGGUAUCGUUUUGUUGAUUGUUUCUUUAGUAUUAAAGCACGUUUUUUCCUAAUUGAUUCCCGUCUCAGCGGAUCCAUUGACAAAGCGCGUCAGACAAUUAGACUAGGCCCGUAUCUCAUCCUCUAAGCGACAUCCUGGUCUCUGAAGUCGCUAUACACAGCAUCACCAGAACAUCCAGCAUCCUCAUGGCCUUUCCUCCCUCUAAAGCCCUGAGUGUGGCGUCCCUCUCUGUCUCUCUCUCUCUCUCUCUCUCUCUAUCUCUCUUUCUCUCUCCCUCUCUCUCUCUCUCCCCUCGUCACAAGCACAGACUGUAUAUAGAAUGGACGACAUCUGCCUCCUCGCUGGAUGAAGCCACUCCGAGAACAGCACCCUCUGGUGACAGGCUGCAGUAUAGGUCAUAAAUCCCGCCUCCUUAUGGAGCUGUGGACAAACUUUAUAAAUGAAUGACACAGAAUAUAAAUGUUUCUCCCCCCUGGUUGUGAUGUUGACAUGUAGUUACUGUCAGACUAGUUUGUGCUCAAGUCCUCUUUUUUCUGUACAGCUCCAUUUUUAAAAGUUAUUAGGGGGUUCAUGUUUUCUAUGAUUGACACCUGAUACAGCCUAUGGGCAUUCAGGGACUGCGUAGCUCUCCUGGGAGAUACGCUGUUUGAGCCGAGCGUCAUCACAGUGACUCUCAGCGACUGCACGCCUGAAUGCGCACAUCGCUUAUGCGUAGUGCUGGUUUUAGAAAAUGAAGAAAAAUCCCGGAAAUACUGAGAGCUUUUUGGCUUCAAAUCCGUAUGCAGGCGGGAGGUGGAACCAAGUUGUCCGUAGUUUAUACAGUCUAUGAUCACAAGACAAAUGACACUAAGAAAGUCCCCAAAUAAUGCACGCGCCAUAUUUAGGAGUAGGGUUGCAAAGGGGUGAAAAUGUCCGGUAAAUUUCCAGAAACUUUCCAUGGGAGGUUAAGCUGGGAAUUUUGGAAAUAUUACAAAGUGGAAACUUUCCACGGGAAUUAUGGGAAUUAUUGGGAAUUGGGGGUAAUUUACACAAACUGUUUCAUAUCCAAAUAAAUAUUUUUGUAAAUAUUAAUAUAUAAUGAUAAUAUUAAUAUAAUAAAAUAUACUAUAAUUUAUGUUAAUAAUAUAUAUUUAUUUUUGUAAAUGUUUUUGUUUUGUCAUAAGCAGACAUCCAUGCAAAAUAAUACAAUUAAAAAACAUGACACACAUCAGAUGGUGAACGUGGCAUUUAUCUGUAGAAUAAAAUAACAAAGCUUGUAAAAACACCAAUGCAAAGGCAUGACCAGAAAUAUAGUCGGCUAAACAACUGGAAUGGUCUUCAAAAUAUUUGAUAAUUGAUGUUUAAAUUAUUGUUUGGUUACAGAAAACUGUCUUGUGGGAGUCAGAAGAAACAGCAUCACAUUUUAGGUAUCUACCACCACCAUAAUAACCUCGCCCCUAAAUGGUCAAUGAAAUGAAAAAUAGCAUUUAGCAACUAUUUUUAUUUAAUUUUCACAAGUUAAAUAUUAAUACUAUUAUAGAUCAAAUAUAUUUACCCCAUGAUAUUAUCCAAACUUACUUUCUAUAGUCGGUGGACUCAAAUUUCUUGUGCUUUGGGCUCUAAAGUGUGGCCUCCAGGGUUCAAGAAAUCAUCUGUCAAUCAUGUGAUGGAGGAAUGCACAGUGCAUGUAGGGGGUGUGGCCUCAGUAGCCCUGCAGUAGCCCUGUUGAGGGCCAACCUUCAAUUUCAUAAAUUUCAGAUUUAGUCCAAAGUACAACCUGAUUUAACUCACAAAGCGCUGUGUUUUUGUCAUGCUUUUAUUUUGAAAAACGUCACGCAACAUGAACCAGUCACAUUACCUGUGUAAUGUGAGGCCUCGUCUGUAAUUGGUCACGUGGUUUUCAGCAAACCGAUACAAGCCUCAAAGAGAGGCUUUGUCAGACUUUGAUGUACACACAUCAAAGUCUCUGCUUCAAACAUCAACCAUCACUACCUGUGCAAAGGUGUCGUCGUUGACACACUGAGAGGAAAAGUCUGUGUGGAUGUAAACUCAGCCGACUGAUUUUCACAAAGACGUUUCAGUGUUGAGAAGUUUGGUCCAUUUUAUUUUCUUCUCUUUCAGAAGAUGGCGGUCUGCAGGAGGUUUUAGAUGAACAUAAGAUCAGUCUGAAGAGGAGAUGUGAACGUGUGAAUGAAGGAAGUGAUGAAACAGGAAGUAGUCAAACCCUCCUCAACAGGAUCUUCACUGAGCUCUACAUCACAGAGGGACUGAGUGAAGAGGUGAACACCCAACAUGAGGUGAAACAGCUGGAGACAACUUCAAAGAUGAAGACCCUCCAUGACACGCCCAUCAUGUGUCAUGAGAUCUUUAAAACCUUACCUGACCAACAGAAGAAGCUCAUCAGAGUGGUUCUGACCAACGGCGUGGCUGGUGUUGGAAAAACCUUCUCAGUGCAGAAGUUCACUCUGGACUGGGCAGAGGGUUUGGAGAACCAAGACCUCCAUCUGGUGGUCCUGCUUUCAUUCAGGGAGCUGAACCUGAUCAGAGAAGAGCGCUUCAGUCUUCUGAGUCUGCUCCAUGUUUUCCAUCCAACCCUAGAGAAGGUCACAGCAGAGACGCUGGCUGUCUGUAAACUUCUGUUCAUCUUUGACGGUCUGGAUGAAAGCAGACUGUCUCUGGAUUUCACAGACUCUGAGGUGGUGUCUGACGUCACACAGAAGUCUUCACUGAACGUUCUGAUAACAAACCUCAUCAAGGGGAACCUGCUCCCCUCAGCCCUCAUCUGGAUAACUUCUCGACCUGCAGCAGCCAAUCAGAUCCCUCCUUCAUGUGUGGACAGGGUAACAGAAGUACGAGGCUUCACUGACGCCCAGAAGGACGAGUACUUCAGGAAGAGGUUCAGAGAUGAAGAUCUGUCCAGAAGAAUCAUCUCACACAUCAAGUCCUCCAGGAGCCUCCACAUCAUGUGUCAGAUCCCGGUCUUCUGCUGGAUCACUGCUACAGUUCUGGAGGACAUGAUGAGCAGAGAGCAGAGAGGAGAGCUGCCCAAGACCCUGACGGACAUGUACUCGCACUUCCUGCUGGUCCAGACUAAGAAGAAGAAGCAGAAGUAUGAAGGAGGACAUGAGACAAGUCCUCAGGAGCUGACUGAGGCUGACAGUGAAGUCCUCUUGAAGCUGGGGAGGCUGGCCUUCGAACAUCUGGAGAAAGGAGACAUCAUGUUCUACCAAGAAGACCUGGAGCGGUGUGGUCUGGAUGUCUCAGAGGCCUCGGUGUACUCAGGAGUUUGUACAGAGAUCUUCAGAAGAGAGAGUGUGAUCUUCCAGAAAACCGUUUACUGUUUUGUUCAUCUGAGUGUUCAGGAGUUUCUGGCUGCAGUCUACAGGAUCCACAGUUUCACAAAGAGGAACACAGAAGCUCCGAAGACUUUCCUAAAAGACAACGAUGAGGAACACCAAGAUGAAGACAAAGACGAAGCUGAAGACGAAGUUGAAGACAAAUAUGAAGAUGAAUAUGAAGACAGAUAUGAAGACGAAUAUGAAGACGAAUAUGAACACGAAUAUGAAGACAGAUAUGAAGACGAAUAUGAACACGAAUAUGAACACGAAUAUGAAGACAGAUAUGAAGACGAAUAUGAACACGAAUAUGAAGACAGAUAUGAAGACGAAUAUGAAGACAGAUAUGAAGACGAAUAUGAAGACAGAUAUGAAGACGACUAUGAAGACAGAUAUGAAGAAGAAUAUGAAGACAGAUAUGAAGAAGAAUAUGAAGACAAAAUGUUUUCUUUUUCUUUUAAAAACCUGAAUAUUUGUCUCUCAUCUCUGGAUGUCUCCCUGAAGAGUGUCAUGGAGAAAUCCCUUCUCAGUAAAAACGGUCACCUGGACCUGUUUGUUCGCUUCCUUCAUGGACUCUCUCUGGAGUCAAACCAGAGACUCUUAGGAGGUCUGCUGGGUCACACAGACAACAGUCCAGAAAUGAUCCAAAGAGUCAUCAAGAACCUGAAGGAGAUGAACAGAGAAGAUAUCUCUCCUGACAGGAGCAUCAACAUCUUCCACUGUCUGAUGGAGAUGAACGAUCUGUCAGUUCAUCAGGAGAUCCAAGAGUUCCUGAAGUCAAAGAACAGAUCGAAGAAGGAACUCUCAGAGAUCCAUUGCUCUGCUCUGGCCUACAUGCUGCAGAUGUCAGAGGAGGUUCUGGAUGAGUUGAACUUAAGGAACUAUAACACAUCAAACCAGGGGAAACACAGACUGAUCCCAGCUGUGAGGAACUGCAGAAAGGCUGAGUAAGUCCAGGUUUUAUUCUCAGAAUAGUGUAAAUGAUCCCUGUAGUUCUUCUAAUGUCCACGUUACUGAUGAUGUUCUUCUUCAAAUAGAAAUCAACUCAAAUAUCAGGGAGGGGGUUUCUGUAGCAAAAACAUGAUCCUGGUGUCAAAAGUCCUGUUAGCACAGGAUGAGGUCUACCCUGACACAGAGAGAGAGAGGGUCCACAAGCUCAGCUCCACCAGCACCGAGCACCAAGACCGCCCUCACACCAUCCGGCCCCCCAACCAAAUUAUACAAAAAGACAACUACAUCAACUAUUGCACAUCUCCAACCCAAACCCAAAGUAAACUUCAAUGCUAUCUGGCCCUAAACAGACAAAACUCCAUGACAGAUUUUUCCAUCACUUCGUAUGCAUAAUCAUGAUCAAAGAAAACUGUUUGUUCUUAAGGUGGAUUUUCUUUUUCUAAGCCAACUUCAAUCCCGUCUCUUUGACGUCAGACUGCUGAAAGUUUAUCACAGUAGACCGAGGUGUAAUCUCAGGUCCCUAUGAGCUUGCUGAAUCUGCAGGGACAUACCGUCGGGGAGAGCCAGCUCUGUGGUCAGCAGGUUUUCCAUAAACUUUAUCAUCGAGUCACCCUCUGAGCCCUCACCAUAAACUCAGAUGCUGUAUCUUCUACCAGGACCAAAAACCUGGUUCUUCUCAGUCCCCUUCUCCAACCAGAAC
Xyrichtys novacula (pearly razorfish) is the source of this 15139-nucleotide messenger RNA. NCBI's taxonomy places the organism in Eukaryota, Metazoa, Chordata, Actinopteri, Labriformes, Labridae. The record is from the annotation of a GenBank genome assembly.